Molecule: messenger RNA, 2193 nt
Organism: Cokeromyces recurvatus
Lineage: Eukaryota; Fungi; Mucoromycota; Mucoromycetes; Mucorales; Mucoraceae
Exons: 7
Coding region: 32-2002 (656 amino acids)
Biological process (GO): base-excision repair
Cellular component (GO): nucleus
Molecular function (GO): oxidoreductase activity; zinc ion binding; DNA-(apurinic or apyrimidinic site) endonuclease activity
Source: RefSeq, a predicted model, not a curated record
CUUUCACUUGCUUUCAUUAGAUCUAUAUAAUAUGCCCGAGAUAGCAGAAGUUGAACGUGCCCGCUUGCGUAUUCAUAGACAAUGUCUCAAUCAUAUCAUUACUAAUGUCGAGACUGUACCUGAUCAUAUUGUGUUUAAAGACGUUGAACAUGAAGCCUUUGCAAAAGCGAUUAUGAAUAAAACACUCGUUGAUACAAAACGAUGGGGAAAAUACUUUGUAUUAUUAUUUGAAGGGGAUGGACCCCACAUAGUAGCUCAUUUUGGAAUGACGGGUGGUAUUCGAUUUAAACAUGAAGAAUUAGCAAAAGGACUUGAAUGGCCGCCCCGCUUUUAUAAAUUACUUAUUACAUUUACUGAUCCCAAGACAAAGGAAGAGAUUUACUUUGGCUUCAGAGAUCCACGAAGAUUAGCUAGACUUCGUUUAAUAUCUGCAAGAGAUCCUUUAUUAGUGGAGCCAAUCAGUAAGCUGGGUUUUGAUCCUGUCUUGAAUAUGCCAGAUUUUGAACAAUUUAAACAACUGGUAACAAGGCGUGCGGUACCUGUGAAGGCCUUAUUAUUAGAUCAAUCGUUUUCUGCUGGAGUUGGUAAUUGGGUAGCAGACGAGAUCUUGUAUCAAGCCAUGAUUCAUCCUGCUCAAUAUACAAAUACCUUGACAGAUAAAGAAUUAGAUGAUAUGUAUAAUAAAAUGAAAUAUGUCUGUGAAUUAGCUGUACAAGUUGAAGCAGAUGAAUCCAAGUUCCCUGAAGAUUGGUUAAUGAAGCAUAGAUGGAAUAAAGGUAAAAAUAAUGAAGUGAAAGGAAAAUUGCCUAAUGGACUUGAGUUGAAGUUUGAAACAGUGGGCGGUAGAACUUCCGCUUUUGCGCCAGCUAGACAAAAAUUAAGAGUGUCGAUUCAAACAAAGAGAAAAACGAUUACUGUGAAAAAAGAAAUGAAAAAAGAAGAAGUGGAAGAAGAGGAUAAAAAAAAGUUAAAGAAACCAAGAAAAACAAUAAAAAAGGAGAUUACAGUUAAAGAAGAAGAAGAAGAAGUUAUCAUUAAAAGGCCUAUUAGAGUGGCUUCUACAAGAUAUAAUUUUAGACGUGCCAUUCUUGUACAUUAUUUACUUAAAAAAAAUCAGGAUCGUAAACAAAAAAUUAAACCUCAUGAAGAACGAGUUGUCAUCAUAGGCUGCUCUUCGGGCAUUGGAAAAGAAUGUGCUCUUAGUUAUGCAUCCCGAGGCGCUAGUCUAAUAUUAUUUGCUCGCAGAUCUGAAUUAUUAGAAGAAUUAAAACAACAAUGCCUAGAGGCAGGCUCAAGUAAGACAGUAUACCUAGCUGGUGAUGCCACAAUUGAAGAUGAUUUAAUUCGAUUAGCACAAUUAACAAAAGAAACAUUUGAAGGAGACAUUGAUACAGUCAUUUAUUGUGCUGGUAUGAUUUCUGUAAGGCCAUUUUUAGACUCUUGUGGUAUAAAAAUUAAUAAAGACGCUGAUGGCAGUCUUUCGAUCAGUGAACACUCUAAUCAACAAGAGAUUAAUUCAGCUUUACAAAAAAUCACAACUAUUAAUUAUUUUGCUUCUAUUUGGACUGCACGUUUAUUUAUACCGUUAUUAAUCAAAUCAAAAUCACCUAAUUUUUUAAUUGUAUCUUCUAUGGCUGGUAAAGUAGGAGCACCUACGCGUGCAUUCUAUUCAGGUUCAAAACAUGCACUUCAUGGCUUCUUUGAUUCCUUACGUGUGGAACUAGAACCCUACGGUAUCCAUAUUGGUCUGAUUUGUCCAGGUACAGUGGAUACUAAUUUACGCCAAUCAGCAGUUGAUAAAUCAUUGGGAGAAGGAAGUAUUGCAGGUUCAAAAAAGAAUAAAUUAUCACCAAAGAUAGUCGCAGACCGUAUCAUACAGGCAUCAGAUGCAAGGGAACGAGAAGUCUAUAUUCCUGCAUGGUUUGGCUAUUUAGCUAUUUGGGCAAAAUUACUUGCAAGUCCAGUAGUUGACUGGGCUGCUGCACAAAAAUACAAAACGUAAAUAAGAUCAUAAUUAUUAGUAUAUAUAUAUAUAACUUGUUUCUUACUAUGAAAUCAUUUAAAAGACAUUAUAUUACAUAUUUUUAUAUGUGCGCGUGCAUAAUAAAACUCAUUUUAUCUUUUCCUUAUUGUGUGUUCUUCUCUCUUUCUCCCUCCCCCUUUAUCUCUUAUUUCCCCUAAUUAUUAUUCCCC